ACGAGAGCUGAGCAGUGAGCAAUAGUUCACUAGAUGUGGGAAACAGAGUGGGAUCUGCAGCAGAACAAGAUCAGAUAGCAGAUAUACUAAGAAAGUGUGAGACAUGGAAGAAGAGAGACUGUUGACUGCCCAUGACUCUAAAAUGAGCUGUGAGGAAUUGAUUUUUUGAUUGGAUUGGACCCUACAGGCCAUGUGAACCCUCUAUACAGUUCAUUUGGGAUAGCUGUGAUCAAGUCAUUGUGCUAUUUCGAGGGUCAAAAUUAUGACUUCGGUGAUUCACUAAAGUCAUUUUCUAAUUUCUGGUCUGUUUCUGAUCAACUGGAUAUCAAUCGAGCUGUAACUCUGAAGGACUUGACAGUUGGAGUGAAUGUAAUGCUCUCCUCGCUGAGUGGAGAAAGAGACGUGUUAAAACUAGGAGACACCGACAUGAAGGUACUCUGUGACCAUUUACUUUUGUGCCUCAGGAGGAUAGAGUGGUUCUACCCAUAACAGAUGAGAAGCGUUAAAGGAAGCCUGAGGAGAAACAUGCAGUGGUUUGGCUAGUGGACUGGGAAGAUCUGGAAGAAAAGGAACGCUGGGAAUCAGCAUUUAUCGGAAGCACUUGCACACAAGAUAACAACGGUUGUGCCUCACCUCUCAGUUCCGGUUGACACUGAGUCUGUGUUGGACGGAGCGGUGGACUUCCUGUGAGCCAGAUCAAUUUUGUAUGAGCUGGGCUGAAAGUGUGAAGCUACGUGGCUGUGCCCCACUGAGGCAUGAGUGUGGGAAGGGCCCACCACCACAGCUUCAUAUCCUGUGAAGAAGAAGGCCUGAGAUUAAGUACCAUGCCUGCUGUGGGCAGCUUUGGAAAUGGCAAGAUUCACACGAGACGCAAAUACCGUGGGCGGUUUGUCACCAAGACUGGCCAAUGCAACAUACAUUUCUCAAACAUGGAUGAGAAGUCACAGCGGUACAUAUCUGACAUUUUCACAACUUGUGUGGACAUCCGCUGGCGAUACAUGUUCCUACUGUUCAGCCUGGUGUUUGUGGUGUCCUGGUUAACAUUUGGCUUGGCAUUCUGGGUCAUUGGCCUCCUACACGGUGACAUGGACCAUUCCGGAGAGGAUGGCACUUUUGUUCCUUGUGUCACUCAGGUCAACACCUUUGUGGCAGCUUUCCUGUUCUCCAUAGAGACCCAGACAACCAUUGGGUACGGUGCCCGCUGUGUGACAGAGGAAUGCCCGGCUGCUGUCUUCAUGGUGGUCUUUCAAUCCAUCAUGGGCUGCAUCAUCGAUGCCUUUAUGAUUGGUGCUAUCAUGGCAAAGAUGGCGAGGCCCAAAAAGCGUGCACAGACUCUACUGUUCAGCCACAACGCAGUCAUCGCCUUGCGUGAUGGGAAGCUGUGCCUCAUGUUUCGGGUUGCUAAUCUAAGGAAGAGCCAUAUUGUGGAAGCUCAUGUGCGUGCCCAGCUCGUCAAGCACCGUUACACGGAGGAAGGCGAGUAUAUCCCCCUGGAUCAGAUUGACAUGAACGUGGGCUAUGACAAAGGCACAGACCGCCUGUUCCUGGUUGCUCCCCUUACUGUCAUACAUGAGAUUGAUGAAGAAAGUCCACUUUUUGGCAUCAGUAAGCAAGAUCUGGAAACAUCUGACUUUGAGAUAGUAAUUAUACUUGAAGGGCUGGUGGAGGCCACAGCUAUGACGACACAGGCACGGAGCUCUUACCUGUCCACGGAGAUCUUGUGGGGUCAUCGUUUUGAGCCUGUCAUCUUCGAGGAGAAGAGUCAGUACAGGAUAGAUUAUGCCUACUUUCACAAAACAUUUGAAGUACCAUCCACCCCUAGAUGCAGUGCCAAGGAAAUGGAGGAGAGAAAAUUCCCAGCUUCCGGUGCCAACUCCUUCUGCUAUGAGAAUGAGCUAGCCUUCAUCAGCAGGGAUGAGGAGGAUGAGGGAGAUGUAGAGAAAGAGGAAGACAGGAAGUGGUCAUCAGAGCUGGUGAAUGAGCCAACCACUCCUAGAGAGCAAUGCAGGUGUCAUUUGAAGAGCCCUAUGACUGUCACUCUACUGACAUGAGGACACCACUGAAGACAUUACUGCUGCAGGUGGAGGACCAGCAGUACCGAUCUCUAUCAUACAAGCAAGACUGAAACUCGUCACGUUUCUCUCUGGAUGAACUUUUUUGCUUCCCUGAAAUGGUUACUGAGCUUUAUCCAAUGCAAACAAAAACUGUCACAUUUCAAUUUUCACAUCCUAGAAAUAAAACUGCAUGACAAUAGCAUAGUUUUGUAUGAAUAUUUUGAGAAAUGUUUGAUAAUUUUGAUGGGACUGUCUGUAUGUGCUGUUCACAGUCCUGAAGCAUACAGUCUAAAACUAAGUGUUGAGUGAAAUUGACACUUUGCAGAUGACAAUUAGAAAACUAAACCAUAGGAAUAUUUCUACGGACUCACCUGGUACAAACAGACGUGCAACUGUGGAUUUUGAUCUUAUGAUAUAACUCAUAUCAAAAAUAAGAAUCUUCCACGUUAUACAAUAUCAGUGGAUGACUUGGUUAGUUGGCAUACAUGCAACCGAUGGUACGUGUACAGUAUGGAUUACAUGUAACUAUGGGAGACACAUGAAAGGGUAGAAUAAUAAACAUUCAUCAUAAAACAGGCAAACAUUUAUGCAUAUUAGCAAGGAGAAAUAUCAAUCACUGUCUUUACAUUUCACUCAUUGGGAAACAUUUGACCUGAGCAGAUGUUGAGUUCGUAAUUUCUUUCUUAAUAUUUAACUAGAGACUUCACGGCUGGAGAGAAAGCAGAUCGAAUUUAUCCGUUCGCAAAGCCCAGGCUUAUCUGUUUGUUACUAUGUCUGUCAUACUUUCCGUUGCUUAGCAAAUAAUGCAGUUUACUACGAUAACAGAUGCAGAUUUAUCACUUGAGGUUUUUGCUAGUUUCCAAAUAAGCGAUCCUUGAUUUCAGACUGUGGUAGUGAAAAGCAGUUGCUAAUAAUUUCUAGCCCACAAACCUCGAUUUGUUUGCUAUGGUAGUAAUAAUUCUUAGCUUCAUAAGUUGGUUGAAAAGGCCAUGUCCUGCUGACUUUUAAAGUUUGAAGCUGACUCAUGUUAAAAGUAGAAAACGAGUCUUCAACAUCUACUUGUUGCCACAUACAUGAUAUUGUGCUAAAAGACUGAGGUCUAAGCUAAAAGGACUGAAGCUAAAAGGUCCCAGGCAAAAAGUUAUAAUCCUCACCAGUUGAUGAUCAAAUAUGGAAAUAAAGAAACAACAGUGUUAUUGCAAUGUAGAGAUUGUUAAUCCUAAUAUUAUAACUAUGAUAAGGAAAAAUGUCAAAUAUGAUUAACAUAACCCUGUUUAGCGUAGCUUUGUUUCGCUUAGCUUACAGACAACAUGCAAGACAGAGGCUAGAUUCAUGCUUUAUUUUUUCAUAUUUUCAAAUAGUACUGUAUUUUUCACUUUUAACAUUAAAAGAGAAAAGGCUUUUAACAGCAGGAUUAGUGUUAACUAUCUCAGGUAAUGUUGGGUGGGGUUGCUGCAGUGUAAACUAACCCAAAUCCAAUAAAGGGCAGGACAGGGCCAUAUUAGCCUUCAGUCUGACAUGGUAGCAUCCAGGACUGGCUUCCACAGAGCAAGGAAAUUGGCCUACUGACGUUAGUUGUGAACAUGGCUGUUGUAAUUUUUUUUAAUGCUGCUGGCUUUGGAAGUGACGCUGGGCUAGGUCAUCACAGUAGGUAAAGCUAGCAAGUCAUGCUAAUGUUUGCAGCUUAUUUUUGAGAUGACAAACACACUGGUUAAUCCAUUCCUUACACUCUUGCGCUUGUAUUUUUCUUUUUCAGAGUAACAGUUGAAGAGAUCCAAAGCUUGAGAGGCCUGCUAAUUGCUACCACUGAUUGCACAAUUACUGGUCAGUCAAAGCGAUUAGCGAACGAUCAACUGAAAUUGAUUUCAGUUCAUCUCAGAUGCAGUAUGUGUUCUAAACAGAAAAUCUUAACUGUACACUAAUGUUGUGCAGCAGGUCAAAAAGCCAUCAUCAUGGCCUGUGUGAUUCAAAACAUACAAAAGGAAAUAACCAAAGACAAAUAACACCUCAAAGUUCAGCCCUGUCUGUAACCCCAGGACAUAAAAACACACCAAGAACAGGAUAGUUUUACUCUAAACUGUCACAUAUUGGUAAUCAAAGACUUGACUCAUAAAUUCGGCGGGCCCCAAAAGGCAGUAAAAGAGUCUAAUUAAAGUCGUCUGCAGUGAAACUGUGUCACACGCAUGACCUAUGGGAGACAAAGUGGAGUAAUAUCAUAUCACAUCAAUGCCCUAUAUUGAAUUAAAAGGCCAAAUCCAGAAAAUCUAAUGGGAAGCCCUGACACACAACACCAAAUACAGUACUGAGGAUAUACUGUAUACCAUAUCUUUUGAAAGUUGAUAUAAAGCCAACACAUUAAUGACUCUCUAAUGUUUUAGAUGAACAUGGGACAUAUGUUUUGGUACAUUUAUAUGGUCGGUAAUCACUUGUGCAAACUAGGUAUUUCUGUGAACAUAAGAUCAAGAGGUUUUAAGAAGCUCUAACUCAGAUUUAGAUGCCGUAGUGUCAUGAUAAUGUCAUCAUAGAUAUAUCAGAUAAUACACUUCAUCUCAUGGUAUCUCAAAGUAAAACAUGUAACAGAUUAUUUAAAAUGUAUUUGAAGAAGCAAGAAGUGAGUUUGAAGAGUAGGUAUGUCACAAUGAUGAAAAAAUAAUGAAUAUCCUGACCUUGAGAAAAUUUGUUGGUAUAUUAUUAAAGUGAAUCAAUGUGAAAAAGCGCAGCAGGCAUUCAGCAAACAUUUGCUUAAUUGUAAUCAUGUGUUUCAUACAGACAUACUCAGCUUCGAGGGAGGACCUUGAGUGUCCUAGUUUCCCUCUGACCUGCUCAUGUUGUGGCGGAUCACACACAUGGCAACAAAUAACAAAUUAAUUUUCUGCUUGGUAAAAUUACUGGCCUCCAAAAAGCCUGGGAUAGAUGCACUUUAUUAUUAUUAUUAUUAUUAUUAUUAUUAUUAUUAUUAUUAUUAUUAUUAUUAUUAUUAUUAUUAUUAUUAUAUUAAUUUGGUUCUAGUAUUGAGUCCAUUGAUGUUAUUUUUACCAGUUUAUGUUGUUUUUCUAUGCCCUUGCAUUGGCGUUGGUUUCUUUCGUUCAUUCUUUCUUUCGUUCGUUCUUUCUUUCUCUCUUUCUUUCUUUCUUUCUUUCUAUUAUUAUUCAUAGGACAAGUAACGAUGAUAUAAGGUCAGACUGUAUACCACUGUUUCACUUGUCCUGGGUGAGAUGAAUUAGUUUCCCCUCCAAUAAAAGCUCCAUGUGGGUUAACUUAUACACCUGAAUGCCAUUUCAGCAAAUCUCAACACAUUUGUAUUUAUAUCUUGCUGAGUUGUGCUGAAAAUAUCAGAAUAGGCUUGUUCCAGAAAACAAAUGAUGGUUCCACUGCCCUUUGCACCAAGAGCAGGGCCAAGGACGUCCUGCAUGUAUAGUGCGAAGGAAGAACUCUAUUAUUGUAAAUAAACAGUUAUAUAGUGUUAAUAUCAUAUGUUCCUCGAGCAAAGCAAGAAAGUGGAAAUACUCUCCUGGCUUGACUGACUGAAACAACAUCUACUGAACUGAAUGACUUUGACCUCUUCUUGCUGUCUUCCACUAAAAGCAUUUGAAGCAAUCUUGACUCUAAGUUGCACCACACUUUCUCCAUGCAGGAUUUAGUUUGUUGUGUGAGACAACACUUUAUAAAUUGAAAGACAAAUAAAAGCAAAUCUCCUGUUGAUUUCCACAAUAAAAUAUAUUUCACAAA
Molecule: messenger RNA, 5783 nt
Organism: Seriola aureovittata
Lineage: Eukaryota; Metazoa; Chordata; Actinopteri; Carangiformes; Carangidae
Gene: kcnj12b
Product: potassium inwardly rectifying channel subfamily J member 12b
Exons: 3
Coding region: 756-2051 (431 amino acids)
Biological process (GO): potassium ion import across plasma membrane; regulation of monoatomic ion transmembrane transport
Cellular component (GO): plasma membrane
Molecular function (GO): inward rectifier potassium channel activity
Source: RefSeq, a predicted model, not a curated record